Hyaloscypha bicolor E is the source of this 720-nucleotide messenger RNA. RefSeq lists its product as uncharacterized. NCBI's taxonomy places the organism in Eukaryota, Fungi, Ascomycota, Leotiomycetes, Helotiales, Hyaloscyphaceae. The coding region runs from base 275 to 691 and encodes 138 amino acids. The record is from RefSeq and is a predicted model, not a curated record. The transcript has a single exon.
CUCAAUCUGGAACGCCACUCGGUAUCCUUCUUCGUUGUAGACUCAAACCGGAUCGAAAUUAUUCUGGGUCAGAAUUAUAUGGGAAGCAGGGGAAUCUGGGAGAAAAAGGUAGAAAAGAAGGGUUCGAUGAGAGCCUAUGCCACUUUCUCAAAGAAGCCCACUCCAGGUAAGAAUCCCCUUCCUGUCCACUGUGGGAAACUCGCUGACUCGUUGUCUUGCAGAGCAGAGAAAGUCCAUGCUAGAAGAGAAAGCGCGCUUAGCAAAGAAAGCACAAAUGGUCGAAGCAACUGUUCGAGGAGAGGGUACCGCAGCGACAAGUGUCGGAAAGCCGACCUCCCGGGCGAACUCAACCAGUUCAACAGGAAGUACUUUGAGCGUUCAAACGACUGUGGAAAUAAACUCAUCUAUCGGGUUGUCCAUGCCAAAACUUCAGGACCGCUCAUUUCCCAAUCGCAGACUGGAAUCGGUGACCGAGUCUACUGGAACCUCUAUGUCGGACAGUUCAUCCUGGCGAACUUCGUUCGAUUCUUCGCAGGAUCAGGGAAGCUUCUGUGUCAGCCCCGCAACGACUUUCAGCUCGAAAUCAACUGCAAGCUCGAGCUUUGGCAACAAUUCGGUGAUAAGACUGCCUGAGAGGGUCAAGUUCAAGCGACCCGGGAAGGAGAACGGUAAAGAAAUACCGUUUAUAUAAGAGCUAGGGAAGUGAAGGUGUGGUGUCAU